Molecule: messenger RNA, 11030 nt
Organism: Chara braunii
Lineage: Eukaryota; Viridiplantae; Streptophyta; Charophyceae; Charales; Characeae
Source: the annotation of a GenBank genome assembly
CCGAUCGUCGUGGAGGCGUUUUGGUGUUUUUCGGCGCCCCCGGCCCUCUCCCGCACCCCGUCCUUUCCGCCUUUUGCGCACGCGCGGGCAAUCCGCAACGGACACGUGGCGCGCGACGGAAAACCUGUUGCAGCCGAAGAGGGGAGAUUCGUGUCGGAGGAUUACUCCCUCUCCAUCUUAGGGGAUUGUGGAGAGCUUUGGUGCAGCAGAGCCUUUUGUCAGAUUGUGCAUAAACAAGUGGAAGGAGCAAGGGAGGAAAUGAGUAAGGAAAUGAGUAAGGAAAUGAGUAAGGAAAUGAGGAAGUACAGAAGGACACGGUGCAGUGGAUGUGGUGCUGCAGCAGGAGUUUGCAAUCUGUUGUCCAGCUAUCUUGUUGGGUAUGGAUGGGCACGGUCGGUGUGACUACCUGCAAGCCUAGACAGUAUGACUGUGGAUAUAACCGGUCAUCCUGCGCUUCAGUUCUGAGAUUGAAGACCCGAAGGAGGAGGGAAAGAUAAAAAUCCUGGCGGUUUAAGCAGUUGUCACUUUGGUAGGGUGUUUGGAGACAGCAAACUAUGGGGAAUUUACUUGGGAAGCUUCACAAAUGACACAACCUAUUUUUAGCAGCAUGCAGUUCUAGUUCAGGACGAGUCGGUCAAGGUGGGUGGGAGGAAAAAGGAGAGGAGGUGGCGAAGUUCCAAGUCUCUGUGCCCCAUCCGUCGUUGGUUAUCCUCGGUGAGAGAUCGUGAGACAAAUUGACGAACAGGAAGUCAACACUAUAUCGUGAUCAGGAGGCAGGGAUCUCGGAUCACAAAUCGGAGGAGAUAAGAGAGUGGUUGCUGUGGAUGAAGUUGGUAUGGCAGGAGUUGUGGCGCCGAUGCAGGUGUGGAGCGACCAGGAUGAAGGGGAUGAGUGGGAGAAGUCUCCCCGUGGUGAUGAAGAUGGCGUUGUGCUUCUCCCUGAUCUGAGGGAAGAAGAAGAAGAGCCCCCUAGAAAUAGCUCACCGGCAGUGCGACUGGAAGACAGUGGUCAAGAUGAUGCGUCUGCUGAUGCAGUUGUGACAGAACUGUCGUUCCGAGGAACUGAUGGCGACGGCGAAUUGACAAUUGGAGGAGAUUCAGGCAGACUGUCGCUGUCACCUGUUGUCAUGGAUUUAUGCAGACACGUUCAGGAGAAAGUCAUGAGUGCGCGUGAGGAGUGUCAGGAUCUACGGCAGGAAGCAAGUGACCUGCUGGAGUACUCAAAUGCGAAAAUCAAUCGUGUAACGCGGUAUCUGGGUGUUCUAGCUGACAAGGCUCGGAAACUAGACAUGGUUGUGAGUGAGACAGAGUCACGGAUCGCCCCGUUGAAGCGAGAGCGGAAGAGGCUUUUCAACGACCUUCUUUCGAUUAAAGGGCCUUUGAGGGUGUACGUAAGGUCUAGACCGCCAUUUGAUAAGGAGGGACCGAUGUCCAUGGCCACCACUUUUCCAGAUGACUACACGAUCAGAGUUGCCCAGUCAAGUCCAGGAGGGGCAGUUUCGUCACCUAAGAAAGACUUCGAGUACGACCGCGUAUUUGGUCCUCACAUUAGCCAAUCGGAAUUGUUCUCUGAGGCGCAGCAGUUUGUGCAGUCUGCAUUUGAUGGCUACAACGUUUGCAUUCUGGCAUAUGGGCAGACAGGUGCAGGAAAAACGUACACAAUGGAGGGAACAUCUCAGAACCGUGGUGUAUACUACAGAUCAUUUCAGGAAUUGCUUCUGCUUGCCAACCAGAACACGACGCCUACUUCAAGAUACCAGUUCUUCGUGACGAUGAUCGAGAUAUACAAUGAGCAGAUCAGAGACUUGCUGGGAACAAAACCAGGAGCAGCAUCAAGUGCAUCAGCAAGAAGGAGGGAUUUUCGGCUGCCUGAAGAUGGCGGUGUCGUUUGUAGUGUCCUGGAGGAGGAGGUGGUAAGUGCAAACGAUUUUGUGAAUGUGUUGCGUCAAGGCAACCGGAGCAGAUCGAGUGGAACUCCAAGAAGCAGUGAUCGGCAGAAUCGUUCGCACUUGAUAGUGACAGUCCAUGUGGAGUAUCACGAUUCCAGAGCCGGCGAGAGGCAGUAUAGCAAGUUAUCGAUGGUUGACAUGGCAGGUAGUGAGCGGUCAAGAUCUGAUGCAAGUGGAGAUCGUCUCACAGAGAGUCUACAUAUCAACAAAUCCAUCUCAACACUUGGUGAUGUGCUGUCCUGUCUGACAACAAAGAAGACUGCUCCGCCAUUCAGGGGGUCCAAGUUGACAAGUAUGCUUGCUGAUUCGUUAGGAGGAGACUCCAAAACUCUCAUAUUGGUAAAUGUGUCGCCAAGCUUCAAUGAUGUUCAAGAAACGCUUUCGUCACUGAGCUUUGGCGCACGUGUAAAGAACGUGGAGCUUGGGCUGGGGAGUAAGGAUACCAUCAAGAAAUUCCGGGAUAUGGCAAAUGAGUCAAGGAAGGAGCUAUAUGAGAGGGAAAAGCAAGCCGGCGAGCUGCAGUCAGAAGUGUUGAUGCUCAAGCAAGGUCUCAAGGAGUCAGAUGGGCAAUGCUAUCUUCUUUUCUCUGAGCUUCAGAAGGCAUGGGCUGUCUCGACUCGUUUACAGACGGAAGUCGACUCUCGGGAGAUGGAGAUCUUCAGGCUUGAGGCAGAAAACAAGUUGACGGAGGACCGAAAGAGGAAAGGCGAGGAACAGAUCAGAUCAGAAUCUGCCAAGUUGAGGCUUGAUAUGGAAGAGGAGAAAAGGCGUCUCAUUGCGGAGAAGGAUGCAGAGAAGCGAAAGGCCCUCUCUGAAAAGGAUGCUGAGAAGCGAAAAGAACUCUCAGAAAAGGAUGCGGAAAAACGUAAAGCUCUCGCAGAAAAGGAUGCAGCGAUAGAAUCUCUACAGAUGAAAUUGCAGCGGAUGGAAAAGGACUUGGUGAAGGCAACAGAGGCAGCUAAGAGGGCAGCUGAACAUUUGGCUGAGCAGGCUCGACAACAAGUCUCAGCAGAGGAGAAGCAAAGGCAAAUAGAAGAACUUGCACAGCGGAAGGCUUUGGAAAUGGCGCGGCCUGACAAAGAAGCUCUUGAAACAGCACAGAAGGAGUGUAAUAGGUUGAAAGAGGAAAGAGAGCAGAUUGCUGCCGAGCUAAAAUCGGAAUGUGCAAGGCUGCAGGAAGAUCUCCAGAAGAGAGAUCAGUUAAUUGAGCAACUUCGCGAGGAGAAGGAGCAGCUGGAGCAACAGAAGGAGCGUAUUAGUGUGUCUUCGUCUGGGCCUCUGAAGGACAUCGAGUUCGAAGGACCACUAGCUGUUGGCGAUGCUGCCAGGAUGAAGGUUCUGGACAAGCAUGCGCCAGCCGCAGGAAGCCCACAAAAAGAACAGGAUCGUCGGUCGUUCACACCAACACCCAUUUCCGUUGCAGAUGGCGGAGCUCGGAGGCUGGAUGGAAGGACCUUAGGUGGCACAAUGACAAGUGGGAUGCAGCCCCCUGGACCGCAAACUGCGGCAGUGUCUUUGACAAAAGCAGCAAGCAGCUUAGGUGUAAAUAACCGGCGGCUUGGCGAUGCUGAGAUAAAGAAACAGGAGGCAGCUUCUUUGGAGUCUGCACCCACCACGCCUGCAAGCUUGGAGGAGAGUUUACCAGUACACGGUGUAGUAUUUGACAUGCCGGCGGUGAAAACGACUCCAGCUGGGGAGUUCCUUACCAGAUCUCUUCAGGAGUUCGAUCCUUCUAACAUUGAAACCAUUGCUGAGAUCUCUGAGGGAGCCAACAAACUGCUGAUGUUGGUACUAGCAGCAGUGAUGAAGGCCGGUACUCCAAGAGAGCAUGAAAUGCUGGCGGAGAUAAGGCCUGCUGUUUUCCAAUUCCUAAGGCGGAUGGAGCGCCUGAAUGUCAUGGACACUAUGCUUGUUAGCCAUGUUCGCAUGCUGUAUAUCCGAGCGCUGCUGGGAAGAUCACCUGAACUUAGUGGCAUACAGGUUCCGAGUGUCGAGUGUUUUCUGGAGCGUGGAGGGCUUGCGAGCCGUCGGGCAACGCCGAAGACAUCGCCAUCACCAUCACCGAACCCUAGUCAGAGAAGCUCUUUCGAUCAUAUUCGCGGUUUUCGUGUAGAUUUGCGGCAGGCAAAGAACUCAGGUUUCGGAAGGUUGUUGAGGUUGCUGAAGAACGUCGAUCCUGAUACUUGGAGACAGCAUGCGUUGGAGGGACGGAUGAAGGACAUAAACGAUGAGGCGCGCAAGUUUGCGGUCGGGAAUAUAUCGCUUGCAAAGCUCUUUGCGCACAUGCAACAAAUUGACAUCCAGCACAAGAUUAGGGAUUGGCUGGCAGAGAAUUACGACUUCUUGACCCACGAACCUGUCAGCGAUGGAAGUGCGGUGAAUCAACUUGAUCUCUUCCGCACGGCGAUCUUUGAUGGGUGGAUGACUGGUCUGGGAGUUCCUCAGACGCCAAACACAGAUGCCCUUGGGCAAUUACUUCUCGAUUACACCAAGAAGGUUUAUGAGGCACAUCUAGAGCAGCUAAAGGACUUGGCGAAUGUGACUGCACAGGAGGAAGCGGAGGAUCUUGCUCACAUGCACAAGCUAAUGAUGAACCUUGAAGCCAUGAACACACAACGCCGAAAGGCUCUUCAUCAAAUGAAAAGUGACAUCGCACUCCUUUCAUACGAGGAAAACGGUGUGCAGCUGAAAGUGGACAGCGGGGUAUCACACGACGACAGGAUCCAGUCAUUGCGAACGCUGUCAGCCAUUGCGAAGCAGUCUGAGGAUCUAAGGAAAGAAGCUGCGAAAGGUCCGGGGCGAAAUAAGAGUAUGCUGAUGCAAUUGGAGGACAUGGAGCAGCGGGCAUCACGUCUUAUGCCAGUGGAUAGAGAAGUGGCCAGGAGGUACCUCAGGGAGGCCCGUAAAGAGGUUGAGAAGGAUGGAUGGAAGCGAUUUGCGAUGCCAGAGAAUGUUAGCGGGGGAGAAGAGUCGUCUGGGGAGCUGUCUCUGAACUCUGCACAGUGGAUGCCACCUGAAGGAUCUGCAGAAACUGUCACAUCUCAAGCGAGGAACAAGUCAAUAACCGUGGACGGCGGGAAUAUGACGUGGAGCACUAUAAAGUUCAACAACAAGCAAUCGACGGUGGUUGUGAAGUGUAGCCUCUCUGGGGGGACGGAUCUUGUGGUGAAGGUGCAACAGGGACUAUUGCCUGGGACCGGGCAUGGCCCAGGAGUGAACCAAAGGGUCAGCGAAGGCGUGGAACUGGCAGAGCAGCCAGCAAUCAUGCCUGUCCCGUGGAAACUAGUGGGGCUGAAUGUCGACCAGAUUGAAACUGUGCUGGCAAGGCUGCCAGAAGGCUUGCGGCAACUCGUAAUACCGAGGGUGAAGACAUCGGAAGGCAUGCGGGCCCGAUACACGCGACUGUACGAAACUCUUGCGGCAAAAGUUGGGUCUGCGGUGACGGGAGGAAGCGCAGGAGAGCUCGACAGGCUAGGUCGAAGAGUGGUUCCAGGAGCAGCUGGAGGAACGAUGGCGGGAUCCGCAAGGAACCCCGCACUCGAUAGUCUCCAACGAGGCCAGUCGUUCCCCAAUGCAAGUGCCAGACGACGUCCUGUGAUGACCGUUGGGAUCCCUGAAAGUCGUACUCUUCAUGAACAUGGCGAGGGUGCGCUCGCUACAACUUAAAAGAUUUGCAAUUUGAUACGUGUGAAUGAUCUGCUAAAUUUAUCGACUCGCCCAUGCCUUACAGAUGGUGUGCGGUUUUCAGUUUGCGCUUCGGUCUUCGGGCAUCCUGCGCGGCAUUCCAUUCUAGGGACUCACCAACUUGUCAGAGGCUGCUGGUAGAUGUCGGUGGUGAUCGACCAACUCCAGAGGCAAACACAUCGUUUGGAAUCGAACUGGACAAUUGGCAAGCAUUGCCAAACACUAGAUGUGUUUGGGGUUGUGGGAGAGAAGGAAGAGGUGCGAGGGAGACCAGACGAAGAAUACGGAAAGCAGCGGUCUCAUUAUUCAGGCCUUUUGUAAGAGCUAUAUGAGAAGUUUCACUGAGAUUGCAGUCCACUUGUGCCUGGAUCUUUCAACAAGUUGCAUUCCCAGCAUUGGAUCACUUUUUAAAUCUGCAGUCAGCCCUUCUUCAGAACAACGGAAAGCACCAACCCCCCAUCCACCCUUAUCCCCCCUCAUACUCGCCCCUCACCUAUCAUUUCUGUGUACCCCUCGUUGUAUUCUUCAUUUCUUCUGUCUGACCAACCCAUCCGCAUUGAUUCUACAGCGCGUUUUACGCCUCAUGCCUUUUGCUCUUCCUAUGCGGAUUUGCAGCAUGCAUGCGGCAUUGCGGGGGGAUAGUGCUGCACAAUUGAAUUAUUGUCCUGCCUCUGGAGGGAGGAAGGGGGAUUGCCAGCUUGUGUGAAUGGGUGGAUUCCAGUGAUAUACAAGAAGAGGAUGUGUAGAUGGGCCAUGCGCUGGCUCACUGCUCGCAUUAUUGUGUUGUUUGGCGUGCCUGACUUGGUUCUUCUCUUAGAAACGUCCUGUGGCAGAAUCCCAGACAAGUUGCAUAUAUGCCCUCCUCUGCCCAUCGGCCAUUUAUGGAAGACCCCUUGGUUGAGGAUGCCAUGCAAGAGGCGGGUGGAGAGGAUGGGGUUUGGCGAUGGGGCGAGGCGAACCUAGGCAAACGACUUCGGUGGCAGCACAUUUGGCGAGCAAUAACUUUGCCGCUGCUCAUGUUCCUGCACAUUGUUUACUGUGCCUGACUUGGUUGUUCUUCUAGAAACGUCUUGUCGCAGAAUCCCGGACAAGUUUUGCAUGUGCAUCCUCCUCUGCCCAUCGACCAUUUAUGGAAGAUCCCUUGGUUGAGGAUGUCAUGCAAGGGGUGGGGUGAGGGGAUGGAGCGAGUCGAGCCAAGGCAAACGACUUCAAUUGCAGCACGUUUGGCGAGCAAUAACUUUUGCGGCGCACCUUGAUUGCGGCAUGUUAGGUGACAAAGUGUUGUGCAUCUUUUGUUGCAAAAGAAUGAGAAGGUGAUGUUUCCUUUCCUUUGUCCUCAGCGCAACACCAAGCGGGGUUGAUAAACUGAGAGCGUAUUGUGAGCACGGCGGGAAGGAGAGGGCAACCCUUCGUUUGGGGGGAGAGGAGGGAGGUUCGUAACCGACUUGCUCUCCGCUUAGCAGGGAGGGUUGUAAGUAGCAUGAAGAGAUUGUUGUUAAGUAUGUGCCUCGAUUGCUGCGAUUGCUGCGAUUGCUGCCAUGACUUGUAGAACCAGGAAGAUGAAGGAAUUUUGGCUGAUCCUGGUAAAUGUACAAGGUAGCAGGUGUGUGAGAGAUAAGGGUAUUUAUCGGAGGGGAUGUGUAGUUUGUGUAAAAAACAUGGUAGGAAAAAGAGGGUUUGACGGAAGAAGAGGCAUCGUAGAUGACUGAUCCGUGUGUGGUAAGAUGGCAUGAUGAUGUAUUAAAGCAAGUGUAGUCUUCCCCCAUGUUCUGCAUGUUAGGGAAGCAGAGUUGUGCUAGGCGAGAGGAAAUAAGUAGAGAAGUUUCAGUGGGGUCGAACGUCGAUAUAGUGCGUUCGUUUGGGAUGGAUCAUUUAUCGGUGUGCGCUUUGGAGGAUGGAAGGUACUCACCAGAUGAAGGAUUGCUAAUGAAGAAGAUGGGCGGGUUGAAGUGGAAUUAAGGGGCGGUUGGCGGACGGAAGGUGCGCAUGAAUUGCACAACAGAAUGUUCUUGUAGGCUAAGAAGAAGAGCAGACGACGCGAGUCGGUGUUGCAGGGCACGUGCUCGUGGCAACGGUCUGGAGAAGGUACUGCCCAGACUUGGUGGCAAAGGUGGUAAUGCAAGGAGAAGCAGGAACAUCAGAGGAUGGGAGAGGGAGUGUUAUGGAUGUAGAGAGAAGGAUGGACGGCGGUAGGGUUAACGUGGGAGUAAGGGGCAGUUGCUGGACAGGAGGUGCGCAUGAAAUGGAGCCUAAUGUUGUAGGGUCUAGAGAAAGAAGAGAAGAUGAUGUCAGAUGAGAGGAUGGUAGGGUGCGUAGUGCAUCUGCUGGUGGUGGCUAUCUCCAGGAAAUGCAGCCCAGGCUGAGUGGUGGAGGUACAUUUGCGAUGAGAAGCAGCAACAUGGGAGAAGUGAGAGGGAGUGUUCUGGACGUGGAGUUUGGAAAAGAACAGAUGCGAGAGCAGGAAGGAGAAUAACGGGAAGUCGGCGGAAGAAGUGAUUGUGGAACGUGUUUCUUUGGAGGGAAAACUGAAGAUGAUACAUGGUGGUUGGAUGCGCACAAACUCUUGCAAAGACUGAGAAAUGGGGGAGUGACUGUAGCGAUGGUUAUGAAGGGGUGCCGAAAGGAGGGUUGGAAAAGAAAGCGGUAGAAAGAAUAAUAUAUAUAUAUAUAUAUAUAUAUAUUAUUAUCUUUCUGAAUGUGGUUUCGGAGGACAAGUGUGGGUAACGUCUGACACAAGUCGCUGAAGCUCUGCUUAUGAUCCGUGUGCCAAAGCAGCAUUUGCACGGGGAGGAUAUCGUGAAAGUCAUGUUUAUGGUUGUUUGAUGUGUGUGUUUGUUCUCAUCUUGUUGUUCAGGAGAGCUGGGGGGAAAUGCUGGAGACAAAGGAGGAGAAGUAGUAGAGAAGCGCAAGCGCUAGAGUUACAGUACCUUUGUUGGUGGGCAAACGCUUUGCCGUAUCUCUGUUUUGAUUAGCGGUAUUGAAUCGGUGGUAUUGUAAUUUGUUGUGUUGUUUUCCAAAGUUUGUCGCGGUUGAGACCGCAUUCAAGAAGAAAGCGAGAGGAUAGUAGAGUAAACCGGUCGACCGGUCAAUGAGCGAAAGUCUCAGAUGCUGCAUGUGACAUCUACGUUCCUUGUGUGUGCGUGUGAUUUCGAAUCCGUGGCAAUAUUGAAAUCUACCCAAAUGGAUGUGGUUUGCUUUGCUGAAGGAGUGCAGCGGUUAGGACUCAGGAGCGAAGAAGAGAACGAUCGAAACAACACUGGAGCGAUGUACAGGCCCAAAGAGCUGGGUUGCCGCAGGUUCUAUGCGUGCUGUCUGAAAGACGGGAAGGCGUUUUUGUUUUGCUUCGUCUUGUUGAAAGAGGUACGGCAGCAAGAAUUGCAUGCUAGUUAUAUACCGCCAGGUGAAUUUGCACAAAUUUGACCCUUGGGUUUAAGCGAAGAUCUUUUUUCUAUUUUCACACUGUAUAGACGAAGUAGAAGAAAUGUUAACAAACAAUCGUACUUGGCAACGACUUGUAGAUAUUGGUACUCGUAGGCCCGGAACAUAACUGUCGUUUGUUUCUCUUCUGCUGUGUGCUGUUUCGCCUUGCACUCUGUCUGUGGACUUGCUACUGCUGUGGUCUGUGGCGAGUCCCACCGCACCUACAGUCUUUUCAAAGGUUUCGGUUGCUUGUGUGGAUUGUGUAUCUGGUGGAAUGGGUCUCAAGGGGCACAUAUGAUGCCUGUCCUGUGAAUUCAGUAUUAAAUUAUGUUUUUUGCUGGGGGUUAUUUGGGAGAGAGAGGAUCUGUUCUGUGACCGCCGGCAUGGAUUCUCUAUUUAACAUCAAGCGAGGAUGCGUAGGCGUGUGUUGUUACGUAUAAGGCUACUCAUGAGAGACAACCUGUGAGAUAUCUUAUUAGAGAAGAGACGGUACAUGCGUCCUUUGUAGAAAUUGACUCACGCAUGACGAAACCCUUUCUUUUUCCUUUCUACUCCCCCCACCAUUUACUCGUGCGCUUGUGCGUAUGACGGAGCACGCACGUGUGCCUACACACAUACACACGUCGCAUGCUUAGACAUGAAGACACCUGCGCAGACUGUUUUUUUCAAAGGGGCUCAACCUCCUAACGAGUCCGUGCGAGUCCGAUGAAACAGUCUAGCACAGUCAUCCUGUAUUUUGUCUACCUGGGCAGACUGUUUUUGGGAAGGGGUUCGACCUCCUGAGGAGAUGCCGAAAGUACGGCGAAACAGUCUAGCACAGGCAUGCUCUUUUUUGUGGAGUGGUGUAUAGCAAGCAUGGCACUACACACGCAGACACACAGACAUAUAUAUGUAUGUGUGCAAGCGUGCCGCUUCGGCGGCAGACAGAGAAUUUGGCGUGCUUUUUAACAACACACAGAAACACAGACAGACAGACAGACACACACACAGACAGACACACGGACACAUAGCGACACUCCUGCAGACACACGCAGGAUUGUCUCCAUCUGUAGUCUGUGCUUCAUUUUCUGCAAUAGAGGUAAAGCUGCUUCGAUUUUGGAUAGACGCAUCUGGGUGGAGCAGGGGAUGUCGUGCUGACAAUUUACGACACAUUUACAGCCACACGUAUAGUGCAAAUGCAGACGCACACGCACAGAGGCACACACCCGCACAUGGUCAUGUACACAAGGACACUCCUGACGAACUUCAGAUCAUACUCUCGAUAACGCCUUCGGUCGAUCCACUGGAAAUGGGGUUGUUCUUGUGAUGUUUCAAUGACAGACACUGUUUCUACAACACACGACAAAGUGGGCGUCACUCCCACAGGCUUCCAUUUUGGCGUACAUGGUUGUGAUGUGUCUAGGACAGACUGUGACACUGUUUACACAGUACACACACCGAGAGUGGGUGUCACGCCCACAGGCUGCCCUUUUGGAACACAUGGACGAUCGUGGUGUUCCAUGUUUUUUGAAGCGGUAGUGGUCUUGGUGUUGUCGCGUGGAGAUUCUGUGAAUGUAUGUUCGGAGUUCUGGCCACAAUAUCUUGGCGAGGAGGUUCAGAGAGUGUUUGCCGGGGCGGCGGGGGGGCCAUUCGCAUCGACUGCUAUUUUGGAGAUUGUGGAAGAAACAGUGAGUAGCCCCCCUGGUGUUGUGUGAAGAUCUUGUGCUCUUUGGGAUUAUGGUACUCUAUAUGCUCCAGAGGCUAGACAGCAGAUGGGGACAGUCUAGCAAUGGAGGGAUAGAGGUAGUGGUGGCGUGACUGGAUCGUUUGGGAGGAAUAGGAGUGCCAGUGCUGCUGUGCUUGAGGGCUGACCCGGAGGGGCUCUCCAGGUUUUUUCGGACUAUUCUGGGAUCUGGUCGGUGCUUUCUUGUUGGUGGAGCCUUCGGUGUUAGGUAUGUUCCCUUCUUCCCUCUACCUUUGUUUUUAUACUAUUUAUAGA